Molecule: messenger RNA, 2150 nt
Organism: Terrapene triunguis (Three-toed box turtle)
Lineage: Eukaryota; Metazoa; Chordata; Testudines; Emydidae
Gene: SNX21
Product: sorting nexin family member 21
Exons: 4
Coding region: 173-1543 (456 amino acids)
Biological process (GO): protein transport
Cellular component (GO): early endosome membrane
Molecular function (GO): phosphatidylinositol phosphate binding; protein binding
Source: RefSeq, a predicted model, not a curated record
GAUCUAGACGAGGCACCGCGCACAGAAGGGAGCCCGGUCGGGAUCAGCCAGCCCCGGGCAGGAUCCGGGUUCCCGGGCGGAGGCGGAGCUGCGGCAGGGAGGAUCCAAGGAGGAGCCGCGGCUGAGCGGCCAUCGCAGCCUGGACCGCGGCCCCGCUGCUGAGCUGAGCCCGAUGGCCUCCCGCCUCCUGCACCGCCUGCGGCACGCCCUGGCUGGAGAGGGCGAGGGUGACCUGGAGGGACAGGGCGGAGGCGGCUCAGAGGUGGAGGAAUUCCCAGAGAGCUCCGAACUGGAGGAUGACACUGAGGGGCUGUCCACGCGGCUCAGCGGCACCCUGAGCUUCACCAGUAAUGAGGAGGAGGCGGCAGAGGAGGAGGGGGAUGCUGCUAGCCAGGAGCUGGGGGAUCUGUGUGAGCUGGGGCUGCCCAAGAACCCUGGAGCCAUGGAGAAUGGAGAUCCGAGCCCCGCUCCAGCUGAGCGCCAGGGCAGUAACCUCCUGACACGCCAGCUCCAGGACUUCUGGAGGAGAUCACGCAGCAGCUUCGUUCCCCAGCGGCUGCUCUUCGAGGUCACCAGCACCAGCGUUGUCAGUGAGCGCUCCUCCAAAUAUGUGGUGAGUGACAUCUCCCAGGGGGGGCCAGGCUGGGACUCUGCAGGGGGUGAUGGGGUACAGGCUGCCCAAUCCUGCGGGGUGCUGGAUGCUCCCCGCUCCUCCCGCAAAGGGAGAAGUGCUUGGGUCCCAAGACCCUUGGGAGUGUGCUGCCCUGGGGGCGGAGCGGGAGGGAGGGCGAGCGGGGGGGCUGGAGCUGAUUCUUGUCUCUGUCUCUCCCUGUGCUGCUCCGAUGGCGCUGGUGGCUCAGACGAGCCUCAGCUCUACACCAUCUACCUGAUCCGCUCCGGCCAGUUUGACAAGGCCCCUGCUGCCAUUGCCCGGCGCUACUCGGACUUUGAGAGACUGAACCGGCGCCUGCGCCACCAGUUCGGCUGCGACAUGGCGGGCGUCUCCUUCCCCAGGAAGAGGCUGCGCAGGAACUUCACGGCAGAAACCAUCGCCAAGCGGAGCCGGGCCUUUGAGCAGUUCCUGUCCCACCUGCACUCCAUCACCGAGAUCCGCUGCUCCUCCGACUUCCUGGAGUUCUUCUUCCUGCGCGACCUGCAGGCAGCGCAGCGCCUCACCUGCACCGGCAUGUACCGCGAGGCCCUGGCCACCUGGAGCAACGCCUACCGGCUCCAGGACAAGCUGGGCGCCUGCAAGUCGGGCCGCUUCCUCCUCACUCUGGCUGGUCUGGUGGUUUGCCACCAGGAGCUGGAUGAGCUGAGUGAGGCUCAUCGCUACUGCGAGCAGGCUCUGGAGCUCCUGGAGGCCCAAGACAGCCACCCCUUGCUGGAGCCCUUCCUUCAGGCCCAUGUCCACCUGUCCUGGAAGGUGGGGAAAGACAAGCGCCAGUCGGAGGCCAGGCUGCAGGGGCUGCAAGGAACGGGGGUGGCUCUGCAGCAGCAGCCCACCCUGAAGGAGUUCUUGAUCAAGGAGGCUUUGGACUGAGUGCCCAGGCCCCCAGCACUGGGGCUGUGUGGGGACUGAGCAGCGUGGGUCUCGAGGAAGGAGACUGCAUUGUGCAUUGGGACUGGAAGAGCAGCAGUGGCUGUAGGUCAGAGAUGGGGUGUGUCUUGAGCCUAGGCCUAGAGGGGGAGCUGCAGGUCGGGCUAAGUGUGCAGUGGCAGGGCUGUGUCUGGAAGGCGCAGCGGGGAGAGCGGGACGCUGGUGGAGGGGUGGGGCGGGGCGGGGCCCUGGACUGGCCCAGCACCUGCCUGUCCUGGGAGCUGCUCUCUGUACCGCUGACCUGUUCUCUUGGAAACAGCUCGACUCCCAGGGCUGGGCACACAGCCUCCCUGGUGCCAGGCCGACUCCCCUCAGCCCUUAGGGGAGGGAGCUGCUGGAACUCGCCAGGCCAUCCUGGUAUGUACUAAAGGGAUUCGCUGGCUCCAGGCAGAGUCUGGGGCUCUCGUUGGGAACUUGAAGACUUGGUAGGAAAAGGGGCCGAGACCCCCCAGAGUGGGUUCAGAUUAGCCCUCCCCGGCCCCACUGCAAGGAGGCAGCUCUCCAGCCUGGCCAGGGCAGCAGUGGGGGCUGGGAGGAGAGAUCCCCAGAA